GCGGGGUGGACCGGAGGAUCCGGUUUCGCCGGGAGAGAAACACUUAAUGACUCGCCGCUUCUCCACUCACUUUCCACCGCAUGCUGCUGCAGCACAGAGCGCGCUGAUCUGGAGGAGUCUCACGCUGUCACAUCUCUUCUUCUCUGUGAUGUUGAUAGACCUGUGAAGAUCAAAAGCAACACCCGAUGAAACAUGCAGAGGACUCUGAAUAGAUUAAGGAAGUCAUACAGACUGCCUCUUUGGACUUUUCAACUACAUUGGACUGUUGUAUGAAGUUAAAAGAUUUUAUGGACCAUAGCCAUGGGUGUCUAAUGGCUAAACCUUCUAUGAAUGGUUUCCUCAUUUGGGUCAUUGGGAGCGCUGUAGAAUGGAGGAUCCAUUCCAGAUAUUCUCUCAAGGGUCUGUCACGCUACCUCAAAGAAGAAUGAGCCGUUUUCACCAAAUGGAGACAUGCGCAUAUUGCUACUGAACUGGUCCAAAGGUUCAUUUGUCUGGAUAGAGAACUAAUAGGAUGAAGAGGAAGUGGCCGUAACUUCACCCAUGACAAAGUAUGUGCAAGAAGAGCCAGGCUGAAGCGGAUGUAAUGAGAAUCAACAGUAAAGUUUUAAACAAAACUCGCUUUGUGGUCUACACCUGGGAAAUAUGAGACUUUAGUCGACAGACAAAACACAAACAGUUCUUCUUCGUUUUAAUCAAGUGACUUCUACAAGUGGUUCUGGCAUGGGUGGCUGGUGGCUGAUCUGUUUGUCUUGUUUUUGAUGGUACACAGAGGUGCCCCAACUUUAUUGAACUGCGUCAUCCUACCCACCUUGUUGUUGAGGUUGUCAGCUGUGAUGGUGCGCAGGGGUCUUCUGGCAUGGCUCUCACGUGUGGGUGUUCUGUUAGUGGUGGUGUGCUGUUGCCUUUCCCUCCUUUAUGUCAUCACAUGCAGCCCCCAUGCUGAUGAGCUCAUGGCUGGGCAGCCCUUGCCCAGGGCUGGAGGGAUGGCUAUGCCAGGAGGUCCAAGCAGGCCAGGUGGGGUUGGAGGUGCCCCCAUCGGCCCUGCUGGACGGGAAGGGUUCCAAGCCCUUCUCCAAGAGCGUGAAGAGCAGCACCGGCAGCAUAUUGCCAGCUUGAAAAAGCAAAUCGCUCAACUGAAAGAGGCUCUCCAGGAACGGAGCGAACAACUUAAAGGCCUGCAGGACUCUGUGGAGAAGACGGCUGGGAAGGGGACGGUGGGCGACGUUGCUGACGACCACAGUCACAGCGACCUGCAGGAGUUCCUACGCAGCCAGCUGAGCCGGGCAGAGGUGCACUCUGGGGUAAGACUUCCGAGUGAGUACGCCGUGGUGCCCUUUGAGAGCUUCACCUUACAACGCAUCUACCAGCUGGAAAUGGGGUUAACCCGUCACCCCGAGGAGAAGCCUGUGAGGAAAGACCGCAGGGACGAGCUGGGGGAGGUGGUGGAGAGUGCACUACAUGCCCUCAAUGCGCCAAAUCAAGGUGGAGACAAAGCGAAAGCCAGCAAAGUCUACACACCUUCAGACUUUAUAGAAGGAAUAGCGCGCACUGAGAAGGACAAGGGCACGCUGUACGAGCUGACCUUCCGUGGAGAACAGAAGCAGGAGUUUCGCCGGCUGCUCCUCUUCCGCCCCUUCGGCCCUCUCAUGAAAGUGAAAAGUGAGCUGGUGGAGACGGCCAACAUGGCCAUUAACAUCGUGCUGCCUCUGUCCCAGAGAGCCGACAAAUUCAGACAGUUCAUGCACAACUUCAGAGAGGUAUGUGUGAAGCAGGAUGGCCGGGUGCACCUUACCGUGGUAUACUUUGGAAAGGACCAGAUGAAUGAGGUCAAGGGAACCUUGGAGAACACUUCGAGGGAGCUGAACUUCCAUAACUUCACUCUGAUUCAGCUGAACGAGGAGUUUUCUCGGGGUCGAGGGCUGGAUGUGGGCGCUCGUGCUUGGAAGGGAGGCAACGUGCUGCUCUUCUUCUGUGACGUGGACAUCUUCUUCACAGCCGACUUCCUGAACACAUGCCGUCUGAAUGCCCAGCCUGGAAAGAAAGUGUUUUACCCCGUCCUCUUCAGCCAGUACAACCCAGCUGUGAUCUACGGCAGUCGCGAUCACAUCCCCCCUGUGGAACAGCAGCUGAUCAUUAAGAAAGACACCGGCUUCUGGAGGGACUUUGGCUUCGGAAUGACCUGCCAAUACAGAUCCGAUUUCAUCAACAUAGGUGGUUUCGAUGUGGACAUCAAGGGCUGGGGCGGCGAGGACGUCCACCUGUACAGGAAGUACCUCCACAGUAACCUGCUGGUGGUGCGCGCCCCGUCACGGGGUCUCUUCCACCUGUGGCAUGAGAAGCACUGCGCUGACGAACUGCCUCCGGACCAGUACAAGAUGUGCAUGCAGUCCAAAGCCAUGAACGAGGCCUCGCACGGCCAGCUGGGCAUGCUGCUCUUCAGACACGAGAUCGAGGCACACCUCCGCAAACAGAAGCAGCGGAGCGGAGCUAAAAAACCUUGAGGGAUGUGACCUCUUCUUAAUGUGCUCUUAAAGGGACAGGUGGCACAAAAAUAAAACAUUAAUGAAGCUCUGUGACAUAGUUUGUUCUGUUGAAGCAGAGCUCUGGUGGUUUUUUCACUGUAUUAUUACUGUAUUAUAUUGACUGAAGCUUUGAAAAAAAACAGCAUAAAAUCAUUCAAAAGUAGUGUUGUCAAAUGAGUAAUUACGAUUAAUCGAAUCCAAAAGAAGAGCUUUUGUUUACAUAAUAUAUAUAUAUAUAAUUACGUGCAUGUUUGUGUAUUUAUAUAUACAUAAUAUUAUAGGCAGUACACACACAUAUUAUACAUUAAAUAGACAAAAACGUCAACUUUUUUGGAUGCGAUUAAUCGUGAUUAAUCAUUUGACAGCACUAUUAAAGAGUAGUCCACGUGAAGCCCAGUAUUAUGCUGAUGAUGAGAAACGUUCUGAAGAAUUGAAUCUUUUUAGUGAAUCACAUCACAGAACCGGUCUGAAUGAUUCGUUCGUGAAUCAGACUGAUCGGUGAUGUCGACUCCGUUUCAGUUGUAUUGGUUUAAAAGUGCUGGAAUAUAGUAUAAAAAUAAGGACAGGACACUGCCAUCCAAAUGUUUUUGAAAUAAAUCCGAUACUGUUUUCCAAAGAAGUCUCUUGCGCUUACCAAGUGUCCAUUUGUUUGAUAAAAAAUACAGUAAAAGACACAAUGUUUCAAAAGAUUUAUAUUUCAAAAUAAAUGCCGUCCAAUUAACUUUUUAUUCAUCAAAAAGUCCUGCAGAAAAUGUAUCAGGGCUUCCGCAAAAAUAUUAAGCAGCAAAAAAGGCUUCAGCAUAGACACUAAUAUGAAUCUUUAUUAAUAACUGAGCACUAAUAAUAAUUGACAAUAACGGAGAACCAAAUGAGCAUAUUUUUAUGAUUUCUGAAGGACAGUGUGACACUGAAGAUUGGAGUAAUGAUGCUGGGAAUACAGCUUUGUGUUACAGGAAUAAAUACAUUUGAAAAUAUAUUCUGAAUUGGAAUAAUAUAUCAGAUUAUUACCCUUUUUGCUGUAUUUUUGAUCAACAAAUUCAGCCUCAGUAAGCAUAAGAGAUUUCUUUUCGCAUGGAAAAGAGCAUCCUGUGCGUUCUUCAGAAGUUCUCCUUUUAUGUUUCACAGAGGAGAGAAAGUCAUUUGGUUUGGCAUGACACUAUGGGGCGAGUAAAUAAUGACAGAGUUCAUGUCUGUUGUGCAUGAGAUGGGAAGUGAAGACAUUAUACAGCACUGCCUCAAACUGACUCACGCACAAAUACAAACCCAAACACUGAGAUAACCAGGAACAGAGCAGCACACACACAUUCCCUCCAGACGAGACAGUCAUGUGUGGGAGCGCAGGAAAGACCUUCAAGUCUCUUGUGCAUGAUACAAUAUGAUCACAGUAUUAUAGAUGAUGAGUCUGUAAUGCACUUCACACUGAUAACCUGCAGUCUUUCAGAAAGUGUUCUUUACUAUAGGCUACUUACAAAUCACUUUUAGACGAGACUUUGCGUCAGCUUUUUUUUUGUGUUUUUCUUUUUUUUUUUUUUGAAUACAAGAGUGAAAAUGCCUUAUUGCUAUUAAUGUAUGUCAUGGGUACGUCGUUUCUUCGUUGUGGAUCGAUGAGCGAGAAGAUGACUGAGGGAUUUAAAGCACAAAUCUAGAUUUAUGUGACGAGUGGUUCAAAGAACUGCGAUUCAUUUGAUUCCCCUUGAAUUAUUAAUGUUGUGGCGCCACCUAGUGAUGCUUUCUGUCAGUUUGACUUGAUGGUUUUACAGGGGGACUUCGAUAUGACAACACAUCAAAGUUAAGAAAAUCACAUUCUAAUUUAGACUCUAAAGAGACAAAGAAUUGUGAUGUUUUAUAUAACAAGGAAUUUAGUUUGAAAAGAGUAUCGUGAGUGCUGAAGAUUAUCAGUAUUUGUAAGAGGCUUUAUUUAAGUGACCCUUCCAAAUACUUUUAUUUGUGCACAAUUUAUAAUCUUCAAAUCUAGCCUAAUUU
Molecule: messenger RNA, 4505 nt
Organism: Carassius auratus (goldfish)
Lineage: Eukaryota; Metazoa; Chordata; Actinopteri; Cypriniformes; Cyprinidae
Gene: csgalnact1a
Product: chondroitin sulfate N-acetylgalactosaminyltransferase 1a
Exons: 8
Coding region: 759-2501 (580 amino acids)
Cellular component (GO): Golgi cisterna membrane
Molecular function (GO): glucuronosyl-N-acetylgalactosaminyl-proteoglycan 4-beta-N-acetylgalactosaminyltransferase activity
Source: RefSeq, a predicted model, not a curated record